CGACGCCAGCCGUCCGCAAGUCUCCACUAACUUUCCCCCGAGAGUACAGUAUCCGAUCGAUCCAAUGGCCUUCUCGUCGGUGCUCCAGGUCGCGGCCGUGCUGGCCCUCAGCGCCUCCUCUAGCGCCAUGGCCGCCGACGACAGCGGCAGCCUCACGAUGGCCGUGGGCACGAACGGCACGACGGUGCAAGCCGAGAGCGGCACGACCGAGUUCGAGGGCACGGAGUACAACCCGGCCAAGUGCGUGCUGCAGUUCCUGAGCCUCGAGUGCGACGACAACUGCGCCGAGCUCAACGGCUACGAGCUCGAGUGCGUGUCCAAGGGCAAGCAGAACGGCAAGGAGAAGAAGAUGUGCGAGUGCAAGGCCAACGACGUCGAGAGCUGCCAGAACUCGGCCAACCCGAACGCCACGUCGGGCUCCGUGCCGCAGUUCGGCGAGUGCAGCGACCAGCUGCAGUGCGUCGACUCGUACGGCUACAUCGCCACGUCCACGGAGGAGGGCCCCAUCUGCGCCGAGAAGCUCCACUGCGUGCAGGAGAUCAACACGACGGCCACGGAGCCCGCCUCCAUCUGCCACACGUGCAUGUCGUGCAUCGCCCAGAACGACGCGGCCGACAAGCAGCUCGCGGGCGUCAAGCGCUUCAACUGCUCGGCCAUCUGCCCCCAGGAGAUCCUCGACACGGUGGCCGAGCGCAACGCCGCGGGCGUGGGCAUCGCCGACUCGUACUCGCUCACGGCCUCGUCCGCCGGCUCGGACGACUCCAACUCGACCUCGACGUCAUCGACCAGCGGCAGCAGCAGCAGCAGCGCCGCGGGCUCCAGCGCCGCCUCGGCCGUGCCCCAGGCCAACCUCGCCGCCAUUGUGUCGGCCAUCAUCGCCGUGGCUCUCGUCGGCGCCAUGAACUAAGCCUAGAGGAUGAAGAGAGAGUAAGAGAGAGAGAGAGAAAAGUUACCGGCUAAGCAGCGACCGGUAUUAUGUUAUCAAAGAGCUAAGCUUUCGUUACCCUG
Messenger RNA from Phytophthora sojae, 1008 nucleotides. RefSeq lists its product as hypothetical. The transcript has a single exon. Bases 65 to 907 code for a protein of 280 amino acids. The record is from RefSeq and is a predicted model, not a curated record. Lineage: Eukaryota; Oomycota; Peronosporomycetes; Peronosporales; Peronosporaceae.